GAGGGAAGUGAAAAGAUGUUAAAUACCAAGUCCAGCUCACCUGGUCAACUUGGACAUUUGGCUUCUGUCAACAUGAAGGCUCUCCUUAUUGUGGGGCUUCUCCUCCUUUCUGUUGCUGUCCAGGGCAAGAAAUUUGGGAGGUGUGAGCUUGCCAGAACUCUGAAGAAACUUGGAUUGGCUGGCUACAAGGGAGUCAGCCUGGCAAACUGGAUGUGUUUGGCCAGAUGGGAAAGCAAUUACAACACACGUGCUACACACUACAAUCGUGGAGACAAAAGCACUGAUUAUGGGAUAUUUCAAAUCAAUAGCCGCUGGUGGUGCAAUGAUGGCAAAACCCCAAGAGCAGUUAACGCCUGUGGUAUACCCUGCAGCGCUUUGCUGAAAGAUGACAUCACUCAAGCUGUAACAUGUGCAAAGAGGGUUGUCAGAGAUCCACAAGGCAUUAGAGCAUGGGUGGCAUGGAGAAACAAGUGUCAAAACCGAGACCUCACAAGUUAUGUUAAGGGUUGCGGAGUGUAACUGUGGAGUUUUUGUCUUCAGCUCAUUUUGUCUCUUUUUCGUAUUAAGGAAGUAAUCGUUGAGUAAAAGGUUAUACUAUCACUCUUUCAAACAAAUAAUG
Molecule: messenger RNA, 619 nt
Organism: Bubalus bubalis (water buffalo)
Lineage: Eukaryota; Metazoa; Chordata; Mammalia; Artiodactyla; Bovidae
Product: lysozyme C, milk isozyme
Exons: 4
Coding region: 16-519 (167 amino acids)
Biological process (GO): defense response to Gram-positive bacterium; defense response to Gram-negative bacterium
Molecular function (GO): lysozyme activity
Source: RefSeq, a predicted model, not a curated record